ACAUUUGCCAAGCUAUGACCUGUUCAACAGAAAAGCUUAUAGUGGUUAUGAACAUAGUAACAUCUGGGGUUUUAAGACAGCCUCUCAAGUGAGGCCCUCAGAGCAUGCAGCAGCAACAUCCACAGCUAUGGCUCGUGACUUCUCUUUGAGGCAGGAAAGUAUAAUCAACAAGAUGUAAUCAUUUUCACUUUCCAUUAGUGACAGAGGAAAGAAUAUUGCCUAUGCCAGGCCCUCCAUCUCUUAAUAAUUGCUACCUUCUGCCAAUGGCAGAAAAUGAAGGCAUUUGUUUUCUGGGAAACAAAAACGAAGCUUUUUGAUUUCUAGAAAACACUUUAUAUGAAUAUGAAAUAUCAUCAGUGAAUGGACUGAGAAAAGGGCACAGAAAUUGCCUGGUUACAGCAGUGUCAGAGGAGAAAGCAGCAACAUACUGAAAUUUCCCUUUCAGUACUUUAGAGUGGAUGACACUGAAGGAACAGGGAGACUUUGAGCCUAGAGGAGUGAACAGAGGUGGCGUCUCCUGUGCUCCUUGUAUUGUUUGGGGACUGGGGGUAUUUUCUUUAUGAGCAAACGCAGUAUAUUGUUCAUUGUUUUGGGGGCUGGAUGUAAAAAGGUGCCACACAUCAUUCUAAUGCAAUUUAAUACAAGCAUGCAAAUAUUAGGGAAAAGGAUUAAUAUCCCCCUGUUCUGCAAUCCAAAUAAGUUUCUGUAUCUAAAAUUGUUUACAUGCAUACCUUGCCUUGGGUAGGUGGGUGGCAGGCAAUCUCUCUGAAUAUAUUCCUCCAUUUAAUUAGCACGUAUUCAUUUAUAUCUGAAAUUCAUUCCCUAGUUGUCAGCUUAUUUUUUAAAAAAUGUUGUACAAUAUUUGGUAGCAUAAGUCCUGAAAAUUAACAACCCUACUUCCUAUAUGAACCUAAAAGUCAUUGGGCAAUAAGAGGAAUGCUUGAAAUAUAAAACACUGGCAUCUUAAAAACACUGUAGCUAUAUAGACCCUUCCCUCUAUGCCUUUGUCAUUUUUUGUCAAACACUUUUGACUGUUUUGAAUAGUAAUAGAGAGGCUGGAUCAAAUGAGGAUGUGAUUGAUCAAAAGAUGGACUAAAUAGCAUGUCUUACAUAAAGCUAACCAGUUCAGGAACAAGAAAGGAAACUUAAAAAACAAAAACCAGACUUAAAAAUCACAUUACCCAUAACCCGGAAUUAACAUAAAAUCACCAUGCAAUGGUCACUGGAGAAAUUAUUUCUCCACCAUUAAUACUGUUACAGAAUACAUCAGCAACUACUUAUAAUUCAGUUAAACCAAACCGGGGGGUGGGGGAGCAGGGAAGGGGGAGACGGACAAGAAAACAAAACAAGCUCAAAACUGAAAGCCGGAGGUGGAGGGGGGGAAUUUCUGUACAAUACCUAGAUUGACCAUGAGUUUGACACGGCCUCCAUCCAGCUCUAGCCGCAGGGUAUCGGCUGAAUCACGGGAUGUGGUGGCCAUCAGGAGCCCGUAAGCCCUCUGAGACAUGAAGCGGAAGGACACAUCCUCUGCCUCUGUGUGCAUGACCAUCGGCAUAAUGAUCUUCAUGUACAUGCUGCCAUCAUAACUCAGAAUCGAUGCCUCUGAAAAAACAAAGAAAAGGAAAAUAAAAAUUAAUCGCUAUCAGCUCUGUGCCCUCCAGAUCUUGAACACACCACAGAUACAUUGCUUCACUCUGCAUUACUAUAGGCAAGUGGCCACGAGAUCUUUAAUAGGAAGUAUUGUUGUGUUGAGCUUAUCGUGUUGCACACCAAAAACAACAUGGAGGCUAGAUCAGUGAUAGCAACAAAGUUUCCAUUUUCUCCACAAAUUGGUUCCAAUAUAGCAUAUGCUACCCAUUCUACCUGCCUCAGGUGUUAAAGAUCUGCUUUCUUACAAAUCAAGCUAAUCUCUGCAGUUGGUCAAUAGUAAUGGCUUAUUUAAUAUGGGAAGGAAAAAGGAGUGUAGGGGUGAGAUUUUGGGGGGAGGGAUAGGAAAACAUUUUAUAGCAGUAUUUGAACAGAACAUUGCUAUAGUGGAUGGUUCUUCUUCUUCAUCAUCAUCUUCUUCUUCAAACACAUUUACUCAAAAAUUACAAAAAUUACAAUAGAGCUUUGUCCACUGCCAUAAUAUCACAGAAUGAUCACUCCAAUCCUCAAUCCCUCACCACGGUCAUGUUGACUCACCAAAUAUCUUCAAUAGGAACUCAACUACAAAUCUGAUUUACUAGACAGUUCACUUGUCUAGUGGAUGGUUCUUUGAAAAAUAUUUUAAAGUGAUGUUGUUGUUUUAUUUAUUUAAAAAAAUGUUACUUCCAUGAGCUUUGGAGUGAAGGGAAGUUAAAAUUCAGAUGAAACAUCUCAUUAUUCUCAUGCUUAGUGUGAGGACAGGAAGUUGAGACAAAUUAACCUAUGAUGCCACGUGCAUCUUAGGACAUAUUGCACACAUAACCUAGACCUAACAAUCACUAGUUUUCCAGUGGAAAGGUUUGCUAACUAAAGGUAAUAGAGAUUACUUAAGGUGUGAAGACACUCCAUUGACUUUUGAUAUAUACUUCUGCUCCAGCAAGACAUUUCGCUUCCACUCAUGGCCAUCUGCUGCCAACUGCUCUGUGUGAAGGCAUCCAGGAGAAAUACAGUAGCAGGUUAAGACAACAUUAAGUGCCUACUCUGGAGCCAAGUGAACUGUCCCUCUCUCUCUGGUCUCUGGGUCACAUACUACCAACUGUCCUGCAGAAAGAAAUCCAGGAGAGAGAGAGGCUGUGGAAGACAAGCCUAGGAACUUGUUCUUGCUCCAUCUGCACUGUUCCCUACUCUGCUGCAGGGCCACAUCCAUCGUCAGCUGCCCUGUAGGACAAAUUCCUAGAGAGAGGAGGAGGGAGGUGACAAUGAUGCUUGGAGCUUGUCUUGCCCCAGUUCUGGGUAGUUUUGGUUUAUGUGCAUGGGUUGGUUGGUUGGUUUUUAAAAAUGUAGCUCUACAUUUUAUAAAAAAUACGGAGCAUUUGAAAUAUUAUAUUACAAAUAAAAUUGAAAAUACAAGGCAUUAAAAAUAAAUUAUAAACAUUAUGAGUUGUUUUCAGGGCACCCCUCUAAAAACUCCCCCACUGAUCUCCAAGUUGAGUAGCACCUGCUUUUGGUCAAAUUCACUAAGGUAUGUGUUAUCGCAUGGAGUAAUUGCACCCACACCCUGAAUACUGAGAUGAUGCAUACAUAUUGAAUAAGCUCUGUCCCCGUGUUUCUUAGCAUUAACACAAAGAUUUGCAACGUAAACAAACAGCUGUGUGGAUACUGGCUGAGGCAUGCCUGCAAUUGUAAGUAUGUAUAUCAGUACUAUGGUGUUUUGCUGACACUUACACACAGUCAUCAAAAUUCUAGUCGCCAAACAUAUUGCCUAUCAAUUUUAGUUUCUCUCAGUUUCUCAUUAUUCAAAACUAAAGUGCAAUUCUCUAUAUUUCCACAUUAGUUUGCAGUUUGUUUAAAAAAGAAAUCCUCAUGAAAAUUCGCCAGCAUUUCAAUGUGAAUUUCUCCUAAUUUACAUAAUUUUGUAUGCAGUUUUGCCAAACAUACACAUCUGUGCAAAGCAGUGUUCCCUAAAUAAAUCCAUAUUUAUUUUUACUUAUAUAUGCAUUUUUAUGAACACCUGGUUGGAGAACUGCAUUGCAAAAUUCAGAGAAGUGAAAAUUUGGAAGGAUGGCUGUGUUUUGAUUCGUGUAUUGUACGGGAACAUGUGUGUUAGGUAGCUUUGUUUUAAAAUGUGAACUGAACUGAAUUAUAGCCAAUUGAACUGAUGUGUAAAAUGUGCAGACGCAGUAGCCUCCUCAGAUACACACAAACUAUUGCCCCUCUUCAUCUACACACCAUUUGCCAUGAGUGCAAACCAGCUGUGGGUCACAGAAGAAAAGCUGUGCUCCCUUUUCACAAGGUGUUGCUGCAGAGAAGCAAAGCACAGCAUGCUAAAUGCAAUUCCAAUCGCUUUCACUUCUGCACUCCCAAUACUGCUUCCAGCUGCUAGUAGAACAAAAUGUACUCUAUAUUAUACACACACUUACUGGCUGCAUGUAAAGAAACACAGUCGCGCACACCUCCCUGCUCUUGCUGUGGACUGUAUUAGGAAGUGAAGUCGAGCAUGAAAUGGCUCUUUUUGACACCUUCAGCUCGAAUGUGCCCUGCCUGAAACUGUCUGUGCCACUGUCUGGGCAUGUGUGUAGAGCUGGCAAGUAUCAGUGCAUGUGGUGCCAGUGAGCAUGGGGAUUAAUCGGCAAUAAGAGGACCCAAAUCCUUCCUUCCUUCCUUCCUUCCUUCCUUCCUUUCUUUCUUUCUUUCUUUCUUUCUUUCUUUCUUUCUUUCCUAUUUACAGAUAGAUAGAUGGCACGGUGAAAGCCAUUUUGCUGCUUCGGAGAUCUGAAAACAUUAGGCAGCCCUUCGAAACCUGUGAAUGGUAUUGAUAGGGGAGAUGUGGUUCCACUCUUUGCUUAAGAUGUACGGUACGGUAUAUUGAUUGGUUUAGGAGGGAUAGCAUGUGGGUUAUAUACAGCAUUCAUUGUUGCCAGAGAUGUGUACAGAUGGUGUUGCUAGAUGUAGUGUGGGGUAAUGGUAGAGUGUUAGACUAGGACCUGGGAGACCAGGGUUCAAAUCCCCCUCAGCCAUGAAGCUCACUGGGUGACCUACCUCACAGGGUUGUUGGUUGUGCUAACAGUUAAACUCCUUAGGCUGCAUUACACUUUGAUUUACAGUUUAAACAUAGCCAUGGCUUCUCCCAAAUAAUAAUGAGGAAAAGUACAUUCUGCAACAAAACAGACUUUCUAUAGGAGUUCUUUUUCAUCCGAGUGCCCCCAGGGCCUUGGUACUCUUAUGUAGUUAAGUAGGAAGGAAAGGACUAUUGUUCAUAAGCAUUUCACACAGUCUGCUACAACUAUCAUUACAGUUCAUUUUAAAGUUCCAAGUAUAUAUUUGCAAAGCAAGAAAAGAAUUGUUUUCAUAAUGUAUGAUUGAGGCUGCAUCCAGAGAGUUGUUAGGAGAUCCCCUCUCAGAGCUACAUUUUUCAGAGUGAUUUAACAACCAACCCCUCUCACCCAGGGAAUUCUGGGAACUGUAGCUCUGUGAGGGAAAUCAGAGUUUUUCAAACAACUUUCAGCACUCUUAACAAAUAGCAGUUCCCAGGAUUCUUUGGGGGUAUCCAUGAUAGUGAUAUGAGUGCUUUAAAUGUAUAGUGCAGAUGGGCCUAAGAUGGUAAAAUUAGACAAACUCCCUGGAAAAGCAAGAAGCUGGGAUAAUGGAUCAACAGCCAAUACAGUCGUACCUUGAAAGUCAAACGGAAUCCAUUCCAGAAGUCAGUUCGGCUUCCAAAAUGUUCGGAAACUGAAGCACGGCUUCUGAUUGGCCGCAGGAAGCUCCUGCAGCCAAUCAGAAGCCCCGUCGGACGUUCGGCUUCCAAAAAUAGUUCGCAAACUGGAACAGUCACUUCUGGGGUCGGGAGCCAAAACGUUCGAGAACUAAGCUGUUCGAAAAUCAAGGUACGACUGUAUUCAAACAGCUGUAUUGUCAUUAAAUAUAUCAUACAGUUCAAACAAUAAAUGAUAUUUUAAUUUAAAUUUUUCAUAUCAACAGACUUCGAUCAUAUUAUAAUUUGAAUUGUAUCGUACUUUCAGGUAGAUGAACUGGAACGGAGUUUGGACUCUGAAGGAGCAGGGGGACCUUCUGGGUGCAUUCCUUUCAUUUAAAGCUCAAGUGAUCUCUGUAGCACCAAGUGCCUUCCAUCAGCUUCACUUGGUGGCCCAGAAGUGACCCUAUCUGGACAGAGAUAGCCUAACUACUGUUGUGUAUACUCUGAUAACCUCUAGGUUAGAUUACUGCAAAAAGUUAUAUGUAGGGCUGCCUCUGAAGACAGUUUAGAAGCUUCAGCUAUUGCAGAACUCAGCUGCCACAUUGCUCACUGUGCAAUUUGAGCAUAUUACACCAAUCCUGGUCUGAUUGCACUGGCUGCCAGUUAGUUUCUGGGCCCAACUUAAAGUGCCACUUUUGACCUAUAAAGCCUUAAACAGCUCAGGACCACAAUACCUCAAGGACCACCUCUCCCCAUAUAAACUGACUUGAACGUUGUGAUAAUCAUCUGAGGCCCUUCUUUGUGUGCCCCUCCAUGAGAGGUUCAGAGGAUGGCAAGAUGACAAGGGUCUUUUCUGCAGUGGCACCCCCAUUUGUGGACUGCUUUCCCCAUGAAAACUUGCCUGGCGCCUUUUUACAUAUCUUUAGGUGGCAGACAAAACAUUCCUUUUCUCCCAGGUCUUUGGCUAGUUAAACAAUCUGUAGCCUUUUAAACUGUGGUGCUGUUUGUUACUAUGUUGUGAAAUUUUGUGUUUUUAUACUGUAAACUGUCAUGUGAUCCUUGAAUGAUGAAGGGCUGUUUAGAAGAGAGAGAGAGAGAGAGAGAGAGAGAGAGAGAGAGAGAGAAAUAUAAAACCACACAUUCUCUGAUAUCUCCUGGUUGGUGUUGAUGGAUUCUACUCCAGUGUCUUCUUCAGAAAAUCAGUGUCUAGAGCUCAUGUAUGGCAGCAGACAGAGGAGGGAGAAGAACAGACAGCAAUUCAACCACAGAAUAUCAUGGCUAGCAAGCUAACUGGUGAAAGGAUGAACAAGGCUGUUUUACCCUGUGCUAAGACAUAACACAUGUAAUUAUGGCACAGGUGUCCAUAGUUAAUUAGUGGAAGCAUUAGCAGUAUCUUCAUUAUUUCAUCAGACUGCUCAAUUUUGCUGGAAGCCCAUAAAUGACCCAUCACUCCACAAAAGAAGAAAACAGGGUGGGGAGUGGAGAUAGCCAAACAAUGUGGAUAAAUAGAACAAGGGUAGCCAACGUGGUGCCCAUGUUGUAGUCCAACCUCUGUAGGGCUGACUAAAGCUGAAUUGGCUGAAUGGCAGAAGGAGCAUCUGUAGAAAUGUCUAGCAUCUCCCUCAUCUGUAGAAAUCAGUGGUUUUGGGUUGAGUCUCAUGGAACUUUGAGUAAAAAGAUAAACUGAAUCUUUUCAUGUGCUUCUGUUUAACAGUUAUGGCUGGUGGCUGUCUGUUUUCAUAAAAAGAGCAUAGAAAAGAAGACAAAAGGAAGGAAGAAUUUAUAUAAACAAGGUAUCAAAUGCAUUCCCUGGUUUUUUGCAAGUCUACCAUUAUCCUCAUUGGCUUGACCUUAAAGUCAAAACCCUGUAAGAUUCGGUAGCUAUAACUAGUAAGAACAGCAUUAGCACUUGUAAACCUGCUUUGGGACAAAAUAUGGUGUUCCUCUUUUAGAUAUUAAACUAUCUAUUUUUCUAAAAUCCCUAUAUCUACAGCAAAAGGGGAAUAUUAUUAAAUUGUUAGAACUUGGCAUUAUUCCUUUCAGGACUGUGCUCAUGGGGGCAGGUGGGGGGAAGCAGACCAGAAAGGAAGGUUCAAAAACAUUAGGAAAGGCCGUGGAAACAUUUGCAGAUGGAGGAAACGGUUGCUGGUAAAUGUUAUUACUAGCCCAGAGACGUGGGGAGCAGGAGACUGUAGCCUUGCUGAAUCUUGGCAGGCACAUGAGGGAGCCAAAAGGGAGCAUUAGAGCUCCUCCUGAAGCCUGCUCCAAAUGUCAAUCUAACAUUUGCAGAAGUGCGCAGAACUGUUUUGAGAAGAAAUAUCGGACGAGAAGGUCAAGGCUGGAAAACUUGUACAAAGUCAGCAAGCCAAAUGAGAAGAACACAUGGGCUGAAAUUGUGCUUUGAGAAUCCAUUCCUUCUUCUAUAACUGUGGGACACGUGUAUAAAGAUGUAUUUAAGAUGCAGGCAAAGGGCUUUCUCAUCAGGUCGAUUCUGAUACAGCAUGCUUCUGAAUACCAGCUGCUGUGAAUCACAGGUGGGCAGGGUGCUAUUGCACUCAUGCUCUGCUUGCAUGCUUCCCAGGGGCAUCUGGUUGGCCACUUGACAAAGUGGAAAGGCAUUUAGAAGAGGGGUAAGUCUCAGAAGGUCGGUGGUUCGAAUCCCCUUGACGGGGUGAGCUCCUAUUGCUUGGUCCCUGCUCCUGCCAACCCAGCAGUUCGAAAGCACAUCAAAGUGCAAGCAGAUAAAUAGGUACCGCUCUGGCGGGAAGGUAAACGGUGUUUCUGUGCGCUGCUCUGGUUCGGCAGAAGUGGCUUAGUCAUGCUGGCCACAUGACUCGGAAGCUGUACGCCGGCUCCCUCAGCCAAUAUAGCGAGAUGAGUGCCACAACCCCAAAGUUGGCCAGGACUGGACCUAAUGGUCAGGGGUCUCUUUACCUUUACUUAAGUCUCCACUGCCUGGCCUACCAUGCCAUGCCCCCCACCACACCCCAAAGACCUUCAGGGGACCUAAUCCAGCCUUGGCUGAGCUGGCUUCUGCUGAGCUGGCUGAGCCCCAGUUGAGCCAGGACAGGGCACUUACACCUGCGCACCUCCAGCUGAACCAGGAUGGGAGACUCACCUGACUCAGACAUAGAUCUGCCUAUUCCAGACACGAACUUGCCCACUCAUCCUGGGCAAUCUUUAAUUUAAUAGCCUUAGGACAGCUCAAGCUACCAAUAAAGAGCUAUUUGUGGCUUUGCAUGAUUGAACAAAUAAUGUAACGAAGCACAACAAACCUUGUGACCCAUGAGUGAAAUGCUACAUUUGUAUUUGCCAGAAGAAAUUCAGAAGCAGGAGAAAGACAGAGAUUAUUAAAUUUGCCUUAAAUGAAAAAGCCCUGCUUGUAAACUAGUGAUAUUUUUUUUUAAGUCUGACAAAUAAAUCAGCUUUUGGGAAGUGUUAUGGAGCAGAGCAGGCAGCAAUUAGGCAGAUAAUGACAGCAUUGCUAGCUUGGGGGGGGGGAGUACAGUAUACCAUUUAAUUUGGUGUUCCAAGUUGCACCUUCCAAACUUAAAAAUACAAGUUCAACUAUAUGGUGUUUAUAACACCAGGAGGUGGGAGGAGGGUUCUGCACAUCCCUUUCUUACCCCAUCAAAGUACUGCCACUUUUCUCUUGCAUAACUUUUGUAAAGCUGUAAAAUUGCCGGGUGGCGACUGUCUCAAAGCACUUCAGACAAAUGGCAAUAUUACUCUACAGAAGGGUAUCAUCAAUAGGAUAGUAAGUUGGGCCCACUGCAGCUUCUAAUCAGCUCAUCAAUAGUGAUGUGAUGACUCUUUUUCUCCUUAAGUACAAGGCCAAUUUGUUUCACGGCAUUAUUGCGAGGAGAAUUGAAAGAGAGGAAGAGACGUCUAUUUUCUGCAGGCCAGACCUGGCAAAAAGGCAAAGGAUGAGAUGCACACACACCCCUCCUGCAACUGCCCACAACUGGCCCUUGAAUAUUACUUCAACACUGGCAGGAGAGCAGCAUCCUCCAUUGCAGCUGAGGGCAGCAGGUUAGCCGAGGGACCAUGGGGCAAACCACCCACAAUGCUUUCUCCUGCAACACCUGAGCAUCACUCCCUACCCUCGCCCCCGCAAGAGUUUCUGCCACCUGAAUCAGCCACCUCACUAUGCCUUAUGGUAGGGCCAGCCCUGCCAGAGGCUAACAGUGCAAUGCGGGCAGUGGUAAUAGAUGAUCAGCAGCAAAUAUAUAUGGCUUUCACGUAUAAAAUGGGAAACUUCCCCCAAAAUGAAUAUUUUGGGCAGAAGAUAAUGGGUCCCGUCAUCAGAAGCCCUGUGCAAGGACUUCUGCUUGUGCAAUGGGCUUACCCUACUGCCCCCCCUCACCUACUGCAACUUACUUAGGGAGGUGGGUCUGAAGAACCUAUGCAACAGCUCAUGGGAGGAGGGAGGAGAAGGGGAAUCAUUCCAACUGGCCAGCUGAAAUGCUUGCCCUGACGGAAUGAUCGCCUUAGUGCAAACACUGAAUUCUUCGUAAAGCAAUCCUUUCCUCUUGGUGUGCCACAGUCAGAGCCUCCCACCAGGGAAAGUCUCCCACUGCAGGUGUCAGUCCACUAAUGAAGAGACAUGUUCAUCACUUUGUAAUGCCUUGCAUAUGCUGGAUCCUAGAUUGCCUCUGAGCAUGUGCUGUGAGUAUUUCUACCAAUAUUAUGUGGCUGUAGAAAACCUAGAUAAGGCAAGAAUUUGGGAGAAGAGUACACUGGUACCUUGGGUUAAGAACUUAAUUCGUUCUGGAAGUCUGUUCUUAACCUGAAAGUGUUCUUAACCUGAGGUACCACUUUAGCUAAUGGGGCCUCCUGCUGCUGCCGCAUCACCACCAUGCGAUUUCUAUUCUUAUCCUGAAGCAAAGUUCUUAACCCGAGGUACUAUUUCUGGGUUAGCGGAGUCUCUAACCUGAAGCAUCUGUAACCCGAGGUACCACUGUAUUUAGGGAAGAAUGUUCAACUCCAAAGUGUGUUUCAGCCUCCUUACCAGGCUUUAUAGAAAGUAAGCACUAACUACAGCAUUUGCUAAACAGAUAAGAGCCACCAGAUUCACAUUGGAGGCAAUAUGUAGUACAGGGGUUAGCAACAACACAGCACCUAGCCCUUAAGAAAACAAUACACACACACUCUUGCUUAUUUCUUUUAAUACCCAGAUUUGGUUGCUAAUCCCUAUGAAAAUAACAUUUGGUUUACCCCUAUGUCAAACACAUACUUAUAGAUCAUCGCCGAAGGGGUUAAGAUGGGAGGGAAUUCCUUUUCUAUUGCAAUCUUGAUGUGGCGAAGAAUUGGAUCAGAACACAGUUAUCCCUCCGUUUUCACAUUUCUCUGAAUUUUGUAAUACAAUUAUUGGCUCCCCUCCUCAGUGCUGCAUGUGAUCUAUACAGAGCACCCGCACAUUUACAAAGAGUUUCCUUGGGAAUGAAAUGUAUGAAGUGCAAUAACAUAUUGACUAUGUAAGUUACGUAUGUUGUGUAAUGUUACCACAGAGGACAGAGAGACCAAUGACAUCCUUUUUGGCAUAAGACAAACUGCAGUAGAACGGAAGCAGUGAUGUAUACAGAGCAGAAGCACACACAGCGCCUUCUAAAACCCCUAGGUGGGACUGACUACCUACAACAUAGUGUUACUACAGAACUUCCGGGGAAAUGGUACUUGUUGGCUGACUAAGCAUGAUUAACAUUACAUUGUUCUAAAUUUCUUUUUUUCUCUUUUAUCACUUUCAUUUUCUUAAUUGGUAGGGCUACAUUAUUUAUUUAGCAAGCAACUCUGGUUCAUUUAUUCCAUCAGGAGGCUGCAUUUAAAACAAAAAAAGAUAAAUCAUGAGCCACCCAUGCAUUUAGAAUUUAACCGCAGGAAUAACUCAGAUGCAUUGGCUGAUUAAUUUCAUACUAACAGAGAGUGGCUUGUGGAAUCCAGGCAGCAACACCAGGAUAAAAUCUUUCCGGUUUGAAGAAUGCAUGCAAGAAAUAGAAGAAGAAGAAGAAGAAGAAGAAGAAGAAGAAGAAGAAGAAGAAGAAGAGGAAGAAGAGGAACAACAGUAUAACUGUCCAACCCCACAUUCAAGUGAGAAACCUGGCUUCAUUACUCCAGCCCUCCUAGCCAGUUAUUAUGUUGCAGACUAGGGCCCCAAUCCAUGUCUAGUCACUUACUUAAUGAACUUGUGGCCUUGGGUGGGGGUGCACAUCUAUAUCAGAUGUGUCCAUAAAGUUCAAUAUGGACCAGAUAAGCAUCACAAUCCACACUGGGCCCCCAGGAGAAUUGGAGAUUCUCUAAUGUGCCUAAUGUAUGCCAGGGUACAGCUUUUCUUCUAAACUUUCACGUGUGGAUUGGAAUCCCCCUAACUGCCACUCACCCUUGUACAAGAGGUUUGUGCUCACAUGCUGGAAUAUUUGUCCUUCUUUCCUUAGCUAUCUGACCCUUGUGCCAUCUUGCAAACGUGUUUCAAGAGUCCCUCAAUUAUCAAAAGUAAUUCCCCAUGUACUGGGGGUGAGUGGGAGGAAAAACAGAACUUUUUUGGCUCACAGAACUUUUUUUCAUAAUUAUCUGGCUCCUGCAAUGAAACCAAAUGCCCAUAUAAUGGAGGAAAUCUAACACAGUAACUCCGUGGAAGUUAAAACACAUCUGGGUCCAGCCAGUACUUGGAUGGUGGACCACAUGAGAAACCUACAAUGCUGGAAGAAAGGAGGGGUAUAGAUGCAAAUAAAUAUUAGCUAGAUUCUGACAUCCAUUAAUUUAUUGGGUUUAGAGGGGUUUCCCUCCCCUCAAACUUUUAAUGCUAUGUAUAUUUGAUUCUGUUUCAGAAAUCAGUACAGUGGUACCUCUGGUUACGUACUUAAUUCGUUCCAGAGGUCCAUUCUUAACCUGAAACUGUUCUUAACCCGAAGCACCACUUUAGCUAAUGGGGCCUCCUGCUGCCACCGCACGAUUUCUGUUCUCAUCCUGAAGCAAAGUUCUUAACCCGAGGUACUAUUUCUAGGUUAGCGGAGUCUGUAACCUGAAGCGUAUGUAACCCGAGGUACCACUGUAGUUAAAAUUUUCUUCCACCUACCUAGAGUCUUGUUCAUCAAUCAUAGACCUAAACUAUUUCACACCAGCUCCUUGGUGCUUUUGUAAAAGUAGCCCAGGGAGCUCAUUAUGUCAAGCACACUAUAUAUUAUAUUGCCUUUUUUUGAUAGUGUACAUUUUGCUAGAAUGAUCCUGAUGGUUUCUCACCAUAGUUUCGCUGAGAGUCCCAGAUGCCACUUUGACAUUGCAUAUUUUAAACAGACAGGAGACAGCAUUUGGGCUUAUUAUCUUGACAAAGGUCAGCUGGUAAAACUGUUAGGGCUCUGUUCCUCUUUAGUGUCGUGCAAUUCCAGCAUUGUUGCCGAGCUGAUAAAUAAAUUCAAUCAAGUUUCUGCACAAAAGAAGCUCUGACAGACAAAGAAAGGAGAGGUCUGUGCACGGCGUUUCAUAAGGGCAAUCAACGAUUUUAUCUCUCUAAUGCAAAAGCAUUAGCAAGGAUUUUACCCUUGAGUGCCUUAACCUCAAGAGCAUUCAUUUUACCAGAUCUGCCUCUAUAGCCCCAAAGUGGCAGGACUCCAUUGAAAGCACAGCAUUAGGAACAUUGAUUACAAGAAAUGGUAAACAAAAGGAUGUUGCAGUGCUCUUAAGGGCCACUCAUGGGGUGUUUUCAAAAAUGGUUACAUUAAAAGCCACCCCUUCUUGAAAACCAGCAAGCAAAAUUACAUUGUCAGAGGCUUAGUGCUGUCCAGCUGGCCAUAGAUAAGACUCUGGGCUCCCAGCCAGUUCCCAACAAUUGAUUUAUUUGACAAAGUUCAAACGUACAUCUCCAGCGUUUCCAUUAGCGUCGUUCCCCUUGUGCGCAGUUGCUCCCUCUAAUCUUACUUCCUCCUUUUCCGCACCCAGCAUGCAAGUCUGCGAAAACUCCUCCCCUUACUUCCUCUGUGUACAGCAUGACUUGUCCCAGGCUCAUCCUCCUCCCCCCCCCUACGUCAGACUGACUGUCAGACGACAAGCUGCUGAUAAUCUCUUUAGGCUCUCUAUAACUGCUCUCUAUAACUCUAUAACUUCUGUCCUGUCAUCUUUUCCCGUUUGCCUCUCCCUGACAUACAUGAAGCCUGAAAUCUUUCACUCCUCUACAACAGGCGCUGGAUUUGGCAGAUUUAAUACAACGAUUAUUACAACUAUCAAGAUUAUUGCCUGCUGGAUCAGACUGGUGGUGCAUCUAGUUCAGCAUCCUGUUCUCACAGCGGCCAACCAGAUGUCCACGGAAAGCCUGCAAGAAGGAUCUGAGCUCAACUCAGCCCACCUCUGAUUCCUAACAACUUGAAUCCAGAAGCACAAUGCCUCCAACAUUGGUGGAUGAAAAUAGCUAUCAGGGUUAGCAGCCACAGAUAGCCUUAGAUGAUGAUGAUGACGAUGAUGAUUAAAUUUUGUACAUUAAUAUAAUACAAAUAUACAGUGGUACCUCAGGUUACAUACACUUCAGGUUACAUACACUUCAGGUUACAGACUCCGCUAACCUCGGGUUAAGAACUUUGCUUCAGGAUGAGAACAGAAAUCAUGCAGCAGCGGCGCAGUGGCAGCGGGAGGCCCCAUUAGCUAAAGUGGUGCUUCAGGUUAAGAACAGUUUCAGGUUAAGAACAGACCUCCAGAACGAAUUAAGUUCUUAACCUGAGGUACCACUGUAUAAAUUUAUUAAUGAUUAUGAUGAUCAAGAAUAUAUCUUGCCUUACUUAAAAAAAAAAGGCAACUUAGAGAACAAUUAUUUUCACGGGGCAUGAAAUCAGCAGGGGGAGGACAGCACUUUGUUAUCAUAUUAGUGCCAGCACUGUGUUUUUUUGGGGGGGCUGGGCAAGCAGCCCUGAGUUGAACUACUUCCUCCUCAACCUUGUUGCCGCUGCUCAUGUGCUUGUGCCCUUCCUCUAGGCCCAAUCUUCAUGGCUGCCAAGAGCGUAAGGGAAAGGCAAGUGUUGGCUGCUGGUCCUUCUCCUUGUACUUCUCCCUGCUUCCUCACCCAGAAAGUGCAGUCAAAGAAGCAGCAGGGCCCAUGGGUAGGCACCGCAGUGCCACCCCCCCCCAACAAUGGCAACCCUUGAUUCCAGUUUGCAAAACCCUGGCUUAAACCACAGAGGAAACGGAAGCUGAUUUCUUACUUAACCCUUGGAUUCCGAAGGCAAAGUGGGAGAAAGGGGCUGGAAGGGAGGUGGAGAGAAUCCUGCAUCUCUAAAGCACUCUUUAUGCACAAGCUUCAAAACGACACAGCAAACACUGCAGUUCCACGCUAUGCUAUGGUCUAGUAUCUAGUAAUUUUCAUAACCUGAGUGUAAAUGCAACACAGGAAGAUGUCCAGGAGGAGCUCAAGCCGCUCCUCAGAACUGCUUGUGCCCCCUUUGGAAGAAUCAGUUCAUACUUCAUGAAUCACAGGACUUAAAGAGACUGGAUCAUUGGUCCUAUAUACUGCCUCAAACAAGGGGCUUCCCUGUCUGCAUUCAAGCUUGAGACUCUCUCUCUCUCCCUCUCUGAAUUCAGUGCAUUCUACCAGGUGUGACCUUUCCAAACAGUGGCGGCGGCUGUGCUUUUGCAUCCACGUUCCAUAUCGGACAACAUCUCCAGCCCAUCCAUCAAAAUGUCCAAGUGGUGAUUGCAUAUCUUCAUAUGGAGAGGGAGUCAAUUAAGGGUGAGUCAUUAAUGUGAAAUCAUUCCACUUCUCCCAAAAUGAAUAGAAGUGAAUUGGCACAGCGUUGGGCCAGUGCCCACUUCUCAGUUGGGCAGGAGUAGAUCAGAGUGGAAGCACAGAGACAGAGUGAACUCAUUUCAUAGAUAGAAUCUCCAAGCCCAAUAUGGUAAUUUCAAAAUUUGGAAAUAAUUUCUUAUGACAAAUGAAUCCACUUCUUCCCAGCCAUUUUCUCAUCAAGGCAUUUCACUUCAUCAAUGCCAACAGUAACUGCUUGCCUUGGCAAAAAAUCCCCCCCAAAACCAGAAGGCAACAGAAGAAGAGAGAGAGAGAGAGAAGAAUCAAGAACCAAGAUGGGGCAAUGCCAACUCUGAAAUGGGACUCCUGACACUUUGUGACCUAGAGAGGCAAUGGAGCUUGGCUCCAGCAAAUGAGCUCAGGGAAUUCAAUAGGAGAGAAGAGAGAUAUGACGUUCAAGGCUGGUUCACACAUUUACACAGAGGCAAAGCUGGGUUUACUUCCAAGUAUACACUCUACAGAACGGGCAGCCAACUAUUAGUCUCUGAUAAGUAGACCUGUAUGGUGUGCAUGUUUUUAGAUGUGCUUUCAUCACAUUUUGUCUUUACAAUAUUAAAUGCAUACUUGACACAUCUUACUGUAAAUACACCUCAGUUGUAGAAGGCGCUCCCCAGAAAACUAGCAUCUGCACUGCAGCAUUUUCAGCACCAGAUGAAGACCUCCGCCCAGGGCUUUUCAAUUGUCAAUUUGCAACUUUUCUUUUCUUUUCUUUUUUUUAGUGCUUUUAAGAUCUUCAGAACUGUUGCCUCCCCACCCCCACUUUUUAGGUUGAAAUCUGAAUUUAUUCUGUUGAUGGUUUUAUUCUGUUUUAGAUUUCAUUCUUAAUUUUUAUUAUAUAUUAUACCUUUUAUAUAUGUAUAAAUCACCCAGAGAACCUUUUGCUAUUGGGUGGCAUAUAAAUACAGUAAGUAUGUAAAAAAAAAAAAAUACAUACAAUGCAAUGUAAUGUGUGAAGUGGCUUGUUGAUUUAUGUCCAUAUAGCCCAAACCUAUGCAAGGCUGGCUUGGUUGAACUACAUGGACUAUUUAUUAUGCAAGAGUUUUCACAAAACAGUUGAGCCUGAAAGUUUAAAUCUUACCUCCCAUACAUGCAAACCAAGCACAUAUGGGAUCAUACUCCCAAUCUUUUCAGCAAAAAAGGGAGGGUGCUUUUCAGAGUUUUCCUAUAUAACACUUCUUAUAUAAAAAGCUACUGAUGAGAAUAUUUCCUAUAUAUUAAUUUGGAGCAGGGAUUAGUGCGGUAAUAAUUAAAACAAACAUAAUUAUACUUAUCCCUUCCCCUCUGAAAUUAGAUUAAUGAUGGUGAUAUUUCCGCACCAAAGCAUGCUUCAGACAUCAUUGCCUGUGUCAGGACUAAGCAGAGCUGGGAGCACACAGCAAAGGGGAAGAGGAUUCAUGGGUGGAUGAGGGCGUUCAUUUCUCCCCCCUCUCUUAAUUCACAUGGACAGAUCUGAGAACUCCCACACAGAAAAGGAAACAGGGAUACAUUUCAGUGCUGUCAGAGAAAUAUAGGUGCACAUUUUAAUUUCCUUGAGAAAUUACUCCAUUCCAGUAAGCAAGCAGGGUGUGUUUGUGCCCUACUUUACUUUAAACAGUAAAGGGUUGUCCAGUCCAAGGCCAUUUCAAAGAUAAAUAAGAAGGAAGAGAAGUUGUUUUGAAAUUGCCCAAACACAUAGCUCAGUCGGUAGAGCAUAAGACUCUUAAUCUCAGGAUCAUGGGUUUGAGCCCCACGUUGGCCAAAAGAUUCCUGCAUUGCAUUGAUGGACCUCAUGGUCCCUUCCAACUCUGCAAGUUUAUGAUUAUGUGAUUCUAAUAGCCCUGGACAGGAGACUGAGCCAACACACAAGUCAGUGGGUAACAAUCUCCCUACCAUGACACUCUCUCUCUCUCUCUCUCUCAUGGGGGUGAGGCUGGUAAAUUGCAAUGUUUGCUGACAAUACAGUGGUACCUCAGGUUACAUACGCUUCAGGUUACAUACGCUUCAGGUUACAGACUCCGCUAACCCAGAAAUAGUGCUUCAGGUUAAGAACUUUGCUUCAGGAUGAGAACAGAAAUCAUGCUCUGGCGGCGCAGCGGCAGCAGGAGGCUCCAUUAGCUAAAGUGGUGCUUCAGGUUAAGAACAGUUUCAGGUUAAGUAUGGACCUCUGGAACAAAUUAAGUACUUAACCUGAGGUACCACUGUAUAUGUUCAAAAUGUUCAAAGUUACCCCAAACAUCAUCAAGCCACCUUUCUUGUUAAGAAGAGCACAGAUAUCGACUGAGUACAGUCGUGGAUUUUCUGGCAGGGUGAAAGCUUCCUGUGCUGGCCCACAAUGAAGUUUACUUUUGGUGCAACAAUGCAUGACAAUCUAUUAAAGGCUCUGAUGAUCACAUUAUACACCCAGUGUAAAAUUUACCUCCCUGCCCCCCCCCAUACUUGUGCUAUGUGAAAUCAAGUAUAUAGAACCACAGAUCAUUUUUCAAUUGUUGCAUCACUGAAAUAAUAAAGAUGGAUGGUUGGGCUUUUUAAUGAAUUUUUUAUUGUUCGUUCAUCCUCCCUAAAUGUGGAUUAAUUACUUGGUUUAUUUACAGUACAUUAGGAAAUUUGAAGGACCGUCAAGCACUCAGGGUCAUUUGCUAGGAUGUGCUUUUUCCUCCUCCAAAGCUGGAGGUCACUCCUGCUUCUUAAAAUAUAUAUACAUAAGUCUUAUACAGAUGCCACUUGCAUAAAAGACAAAGGAACUGCAAAGUCCAACUGAAUGUCUUUACAGAAUCAUAGAAUUGGAGAGUUGGAAGAGACUAAAGGGUAAUGGAGUCCAACCCCCUGCAAUGUAGGAAUCUCAGCUAAAGCAUCCAUGACAGAUGCGCGAGCAAAUUCCAUGAUUUAGCUAUGCACUCUGUGAAGAAGUACCAUAUUUUGCCUGCCCUGAAUCUUCCAACGUUCAAUUUUAUUAUACAGUAUGUCCCUGUAUUCUAAUUAAAAUAGCAGCCACCAGCAGUAGCACUUGUUUACUAGACCAGCUUCUUUGUCACUGCUGUACUCAGAUGCUUCAAGGUAAGGGAGGAGGAGGGAAGCUACCAUUGCCAGAGGGACAGGGGGAGGCAGGAACACUUUGCUGCCACUGCCGCUGCCACCAGGAAAGUCCACCACCUCUCGUGAGAGUCUGCUCCACUGUUGAACAGCUUACUGUCAAAAAAAAAUUCUGAAUGUUUAGUCGGAAUCUCCUUUCUUGCAAAUUGAAGCCAUUGGUUCUAGAUUCAGGUAGGUAACCAUGUUGGUCUGACACAGUCAAAAUAAAAAAAUAAAAAUAAAAAAAUUGUCUAGUAGCACCUUAGAGACCAAGUAAGUUUGUUCUGGGUACGUAUAAGCUUUUGUGAGCUUUCAUGAGCAGAAGUGUGCAUGCACACAAAAGCUUAUAUGUACCCAGAACAAACUUACUUGGUCUCUAAGGUGCUACUAGACAAUUUUUUAUUUUUUAUGAAGCCAUUGGGUUUGAGUCCUACCCUCCAGAGCAGGAUAAUAAAAAUAAAAAUUAUUUAUUAUUUAUACCCAGCCCAUCCGGCUGAGUUUCCCUAGCUAGUCUGGGCAGCUACCAACAGAUAUUAAUAAAGACAAUAAAACAGAUAAUAAAAAGCAAUAAAACAUUAGACAUUAAAAACUUCCCUAAACAGGGCUGUCUUCAGUUGUCUUCUAAAAGUCAGAUAGUUGUAUAUUUCCUUGACAUCUGAUGGAAGGGUGUUCCACGGGUUGGGCGCCACCACCGAGAAGGCCCUCUGCAUGCUCUCUCCUCCAUGUGACAGCCCUUGAGAUAUUUGAAGAUGGCUAUCAUUUUUCUUCUCAGUCUCCUCCUUUCCAGGCUAAACAUACCCAGCUACUUCAAGCAUUCCUCGUAAGGCUUAGUUUCCAAACUCCUGAUCAUCUUGGUUGCCCUCCUCUGCACACAUUCCAGCUUGUCAGCAUCCUUCUUAAAUUGUGGUGCCCAGAACUGGACCCAGUAUUACAGGUGUGGUCUGACCCAGGCAGAAUAGAGUGGUACUAUUACUUCCCUUGAUCUGGACACUAUACUUGAUGCAGUAUACUAUACUUGAUGCAGCCUAGAAUAGCAUUGGGGGUUUGGGGGAGGUGUUGGCUGCUGCAUCACACUGUUGAUUCAUGUUAAGCUUGAGGGUCCACUAAGACCCCUAGAUCCUUUUCACAGGUACUACUGGCAAUCCAGGUGUCUCCCAUAUUAUAUUUGUGCAGCUGGUUCUUCCUGCCUAAGUGCAGAGCCUUACAUUUGUCCCUAUUGAAAUUCAUUUUGUUAGCUUAGGCCCCAUUCUCCAUUCUCCUAAGGGCAUACUGAAUCCUAAUUCUGUCUUCCGCAGCAUUAACUACCCCUCCCUGUUUGGUGUCAUCUGCAAAUUUGAUGAACAUCCCCAUAAUUCCUUCACCCAAGUUGUCUUAAGGUAAAGGUAAAGGUACCCCUGCCCGUACGGGCCAGUCGUGUCUGACUCUAGGGUUGUGCACCCAUCUCACUUAAGAUGCCGGGGGCCAGCACUGUCCGGAGACACUUCUGGGUCACGUGGCCAGCGUGACAAAGCUGCAACUGGCGAGCCAGCGCAGCACACGGAAACGCCGUUUACCUUCCCGCCAGUAAGCGGUCCCUAUUUAUCUACUUGCACCCGGGGGUGCUUUCGAACUGCUAGGUUGGCAGGCGCUGGGACCGAGCAACGAGAGCGCACCCCGCCGCGGGGAUUCGAACUGCCGACCUUUUGAUCGGCAAGUCCUAGGCACUGAGGCUUUUACCCACAGCGCCACCCGCGUCCCUCAAGUUGUCUUAUUUUGGUAUCAAUUGUUUCCACACUACAUCUUUAGAAAGCAAUGGUACCUACAGGAGCACUUGUGUUACUUAGGAUGCCAGCAAAGAUCUGUCCAUCUCCAAGUUCCCUUGUCAUCCAAAGUGCACCUGGUGACUACUACCAAGAUAUAAACAAAUACAACUGAUAGAGGGAUAUUUUUGGUCCUGGUGCCCUGAUUUUUGAGAGCUUGUCUUGCCAGAAAAGUUCAUUUGGUGCCUUUCUUUAUGCCACUGUGGCAUCUGAUCGUGUGCAUUUUCCCAAACUUUUCAUUCACUCUGUUCCACUUUCUCUCCCAUAAGGAUAACCUCACUAAUCUUAUGUCCCAAAGCAGGGCAUGCACAUCUACAUUAUUCCUGCCAUGUGCCUGUUAAGCUUUGGUGUGGAAUCCUCCAGGGACGAUUCCACAGACUCUCUAGCUUGUUCUCUUACUGAAUAGCCUGGAUGUUCUUAACACUGAACUGAAAUGUAGCUUUCAUGAAAUGUACAAUAAUAGCUCCUUGAUCUAUUCAUGGUGGAAAUGGCAAGCAGUUUGCCAUCUUUGACAUGAGGUCCUUAUACAUAUCUGAAGAAUUUCAACACAUCAUAUCUUUUCCCCAGGAUGAAAACCCCAAGUCACAGAUAGGAUUAGCAGAUCAUUAGCCAUCUUUAUAAAUAUCUCAUAAAUUCUUCAAUCUUACAUCAUAUUUCUUCAAUUGCAAUGGUGAGCAAUGAGUUAAAUCUUCCUGAAUGGAGCAGUGCAUAUGUUCAGUUACUUGUAUACAGGAUGGCAGUUUGGACACUUUUUUUGCAGGGGGGACGACUAUUUCAUGUUGGGGUCCUGCUAUUUACAUCCAAGGUCACUUGCCUUCUCACUUGCAUCCCUUACUGGGGGUGGGGGGAUCACGGGGCUAGGAUCAUAAGAAAAUUAUAAGUGACCUCUGUGAAGCCCACAAGCAAUAACUCCCUCCUACUCAUGUCCUGAUAUUGUUUGGAAUUAGUCUCAGCAAUGUCCACACAGAGAAACAUCUCUGAACACAUAUAUAGGUAGAAAGCAUUUUUGCUAUGACUGAACAUUAUCAGAUGAGCACUAUGAAGUUAGAUUAGAUGACCCUUGGGGUUCCUUCUAACUCUAUAGUUCUAUGAUUCUAAGUCAGAUAUUAUGCUGGAAUAAUAGUGCAAGGAAACAUGGAUGGUAUUGCUUUCUUUCUCACGAGGAAGGUUAAUACAUGUAUCUGUGAACAAAUUUGUCCUGAUAUAUCCACCAAACUAUGUCAUCUGCCCAGCUAAAGAGAUUGAUUGCAUAUAGGUUAACUACUAAAUAGCAAAGAACAGUGAAAAGUUGUCUUAAGAAAUGGGAAACACUGAAUAAAAUUUGUAGCCACAUCUCAGACUCCCAUUCCGCAGAGAAGAAUCGGGAAAGGAUGCUUGCAAAUUUCAUUUCAAAUGCUCUCAGAUUUUCUAGCUGUCAAGGGAGAAAACGCAGUUGGGAAUUGUCGGAUCGAUGAACUGCCUUGUCAGAAGGUCCAAUCACCUAAAGACCAUGAAAUUAUCUUCCCCAAAUGCUGUAAUCAACUCUACUAUGCAAUUAGGUGAAAACACAUUCUGCCACAGGAAUGGGUAACAUUAGGAUUACAGACAUAGGUUGUAGUCCAUUCAUCUUAGAGUUAGCCACAUUCAAGUCAAAGAGAGUUACUUCUAUUGAAGACAUGUGCAGGGUUACAUUGCAAAAGCAGCUAGGAUCCCAAAAAUAUACAUCUUAGGUGUCAAAAGGCUUGGUAAAGAGGUGUGUCUUCAGCAUUUGCUGUAAGCUGUAUAAUGAAGAACCCAGGUAUACCUCUGUGGGGUGCUCCACAAUUUAGGGCUGACAUAGAGAAUUAUCUCUCUCAACCCACCUCCAGCCGGAGUUUAUGAGGGAAGUUAAGCAACCAAGAGGGCCCCCCUCUGCUAAUCUUAACACCUGAUUGGGUCUGUAGGAAAGGAGGUGGCCUUUCAGGUAUUGGGGCCUGAGUCAUUCAGGGCUUUAAAAACUAAUGUGAGCACCUUGAAUUGAAUGGCUCUGAUUACUCAGUUCCACAUCUCAUUCAAUCCUACUUUAGCUGAUAAUACAUUUUCUUUGUGGUUUCAAUUUACUAGAUGGGCCCACCAAAACAUUCAAGAGAGCUCCAUCUCCUGGUAUAUCUUGCUCUUUUUAGAGUUUAAGAAUCUUUUGAGCAAUUGUAUUUCCAAGUGAUAUCUAGCCUUGUGUUGCGAGGCCCCGUGACCACCCCAUUCCCUAAGGUGUAAAUAACUACACAACCUGCAGCAUAUUGGUUUUGGGAUCAAAUAAGGCCACAAUUUCAUUGGCUACGGAUGUGAAGGUUUGGCCAUAGGCACUGAGGCAACAGCGCAUGUCACUCCCACCGGCCUCCUGGGAGUGUUUCUAAGGGUGAAGCCAGUGUCAAAUCGGGGUGUCCCCCAAGCGGUCCCUGAUGGAGGAAUGGUAUGGCCAUCUGGGCACUGGACAGAAGCCACUCCCCCUGGAUCCUUUUAACAGGAUACUCUUACCCAUGGGGGGGAGCAGGCGGAGGCUACAACCUCCCCUCCAACCAAGACUAGGCUUACCUAGUGCCUAUCCGCCUUACAAAGUUGUGGUGAUUGCUAUGAGGUAGGCAAGAACCCAAAUGGUGGACCCAAUUUGCCAGAUGGGAAAAAUUCCUGCCUGGCCCCUAAAUCCAGUGACUGACAUAGUCCAUAGCAAGGUUGUACCAUGCACAAAAAACAACAACAACUCUAAUCUGAGGGAUGGUUGGUUGGAGAACCAGCACUGUGAGAGAGAAGCUAAAAGGCCCUUCAGGCCAGGCAUUUAUCCUUGCCCUGGGUGUGGUGCCAAGCACCACUACUGGUCAGUUGGCACCAUGCCUGGAGACCUCCCAAAAAAAAUUUCUGCCACCAUUGGCCAAUUCAGCAGCAGGAGGACGAUCUGGCCUGCAAUAGACCAGUUCACAGGGGAGACCUGGGGCCCAUCCGCAAAAACGCCUGCCCAAGGGAGAAUAGAUUUAACCCACAUGGUCAGUAUCCUUGACUUGGACACCUUGAAGAAAUGUCCAAAACAUACUGGGCCCCAUCUUAAGUAAGUCCUUAAUUUGUAGAUAGUGCAGACAGCCUUGAAAACAGCCCUUCCUUUUAGUCAUAGAAGAGAGACAAAACAAGAGCUGUGCAACUCACUUCACAUAGUAAAUAAUUUUGUAGCACUUCUUAUUACCCUGUAAUUUUAUAGCUCCUAAGUUUAUUGGAUACAUAAUGGGCAGAUGUGUGCUGUCAUUAAAGAGCUUUUAGGAAAUGCUGCAAUAAAGGUACUCAGCAGAUAAUAAAAUGGAAGCUGAAGCCCUCUGUUUACCACCACAUAACCAACAGCAGAUGCAUUGCCCUUCGUAAGCAGCACCCAGCAAAGUAGAUAAUGAAAAACAGUUGGUGCCAAGGUUAAGCAGGGAGAUUCAAGCAAAGAUAGACCCUGUGUAAGUUUGGCAAACUAUACAGGCUUCAUAAUUUACUCAUUCCAAGGAUUCAAAUGCCAGUAAUCUAGAAUCAUUUGCAGACUUUCUAAUCAACAAAUUGAAGGCUUGCCUGGUUAACUGACUCACUUUUAUCUGGUUAUAGGUAGGUAGCCGUGUUGGUCUGAAGAAGUGUGCAUGCACAUGAAGGCUCAUACCAAUAACAAACUUAGGUGCUACUGGAAGGAUUUUUUUUAUUUUGUUUCACUUUUAACUGGAAAUCAAAUAAUCUGCUGAUGAUAUUUAUUGUUACAUGGUCAUGUGUACUUGAACAAGAAUAAUGUGCAAUGAGUUAUCAGGAAGCCUGCAAUAGCCUUACAUGAUCUAGUUAGGUGGCCUAAAAACGAGUCAAAUAGACAUGCUUUGAGGAUGGGCUCAGGGCUGGGACUGGGCAAAGACAUAAGCAGGAAACAUUACUGCUCAAAAGGUUUUCGGGGCUCUGGAGAAGUUCCUAUGCCAGCUGCUGGUCUAUGCAUCCAAUCUAGCUAGGAGGAAGUCAUCACUGCAACUGGGGGCCCCCAUUUUAGACACUUUACUACAUUCAGCUUGUAACUUGCAUGGGAAUUACAUUCCAGGGAUUGUGCAUACAGCCCAAAUCCUGUAUAGUUAGAGCAAACCUGGAACUGGCCCCACACGUCCAUCCAUACUUUUCUAAAGCUGGCACACUGAGUAGGCUUUGCCCCCACACCAAUGCAAGAUGGAGAGCUUAAAAGCUCUCCGCCAUGUGUGCAUUUAAUUUGUGUGAUUUCAGUUGAUCAGCUACCAAGCGCAUAGCGCUGUGAUCACAUAAGUUAAAUGUGCACAAGUUGCAAGUCUACUAUACACAGCCACCUAGGAAAGCGUUUAGCAUUGCAAGCAUUGCAAGCAAGGGAUUAUUGGCAAUUUACUGAUUUGAUUACAGAGAAUUAUAUAAGCUCCCAGGGUCAGUUCUUUACACAGGCUUGCAGCAGGGUUUCUACCUGUCCUGUUCUAAAGGAAGUGGAGGGAAACUCUGGAAGCUGGGCAGUGCUUACCAGGACAGUGUACCAAUAACUCUCUGUGCCUGAAUACAACACAACACAGGUCCGCCCUUAGCUACCACUUGUAUGGGAAAGGCCAGGGGUGUCCUGAACUGAGAAGCAUGCUGCAUGUUUGAGCUUCUUAUUCUUCUCUUAGGCGCUAUCCAGCAGCUGUGCCCUUUGCAGAUAUGUUACUCAGAAUUGAGGGUAGAGGAAAACCGCGAAAAGCAGCCAUGCAAAGGAGACAAGGACAAAGUUAAUGCAAGCUGAAGAACCAUGAAAGUGUUAAUGGUCUGGCUUGUAUGUUCUAUCCAGAGAACCAUGACAUUUUAAUGACUAAAAAAAAAAGGUAGUGCUACAAAUAAGUUCUGAGGCAACUGGAACUGACAGUGAUGGCUCUGUGCUCCAAAUUUGCCAGGGUUCUGCUGAUAUUGUUUUAAUAAUCCCAACUUGUCAGUGAUUAGUUUCCAAAGAGGGGAAAGCUGGGGUCAAGCUUACUGGGACCUAAAUCAUUUGACCUGAAAGUCUGCCCUCUGAUCUCAGAUGUGUGGAAGCAGGGCUGUGCCAACACAGUGAGGUGACAAUGAAGCUCUGCACAUACUCUGGGCUGGGUCUGAAUGAAGUGGUAGAAUUUACUGUCAAUGCAAUGCUGGUCAAUGCAAGUCCAUGACUUUUUAACGCUCUGUUAGAUUAGAAAAGCAACUCCCUGUGAGUAGAAAAACAGUGAAGCAAAGCGUGAGCUAGGCUAUGACAUUUCUUCUUGAAAUACUUGCAAUACAUUGUUGCUUUUCUUCAUGCAAUGUAUUUGCCUCCUCUCAAUUCUGCUGCAUGGGUAGACUGGGCCUUGGAGGCAUUUUCAUAUUUACUACCACAUCCUGUGUGCCACAGCUAUAUCCCUACACUGAAAGCAGGUUGUGGGGCGGUGCCCUGCAUCCAGUUAAUCCUUGCACCUUGCUUAUUUGAUAGAAUCAAAAUAUCUUCACAAAGGGGAGCUGUGGUUGGGAUGUACAGAGUAUUAACUUCAAUUUGCUUUGUUCAACUAAUGGUACAUCAAGACAGCAAAAGACAUCUAUGUUGCAAGGCCAGUGAAUUCUCCAUCAUACAUAACAUGUAUGAUUAAAACUUUCUUCCCUCUACCACUCUAAUUAAUCAAUUGCUGCUUGUAGGCUUAGCUGAAAAGCCUGGAAAUGUAUUUCAGGUGAAGUGUCUGACAGAGAUUGCUUCCAAGCAUCCCAAGGCUUCAGUACCCCAUCUGUUAGAUUUUCAUUAAUAUUAUGUCUCAUCUAUUGCCCCAAAGAAGAGCAUUUGGCUAUAGCACAUGUAUGCACAAAGUCCCACAUUUAGUCCCCAGUAUCUCCAGGAGGGACUGGGAAUCUCCUUUGUAUGAAAUCCUGGAAAGCCACUGCCCAUCAGUAUAGACAAUACACAGCCAGAAUGACCAACAGCCUAACUCAGUGUACUACAGCUUCCUAUGUUGCUAUGCCUCUUCUAAUCCAGAAUGUGGCAGGGAGACUGACCAGCACCAUAUAACAUCAGUCCUAAAGAAUCUACAUUGGCUCACUGUUUCUAAGCACAAUUGUAAGUGUUGCUGCUGACCUUUAAAGCCCUAAACGGCCUUGGCCCAAUAUACCUGAAGGAGCGUCUCCACCCCCAUCGUCCAGCCCAGACACUGAGGUCCAGCUCUGAGGGCCUUCUGGUGGUUCCCUCACUGUGAGAAGUUACAGGGAACCAGGCAGUGGACCUUUUCAGUAGUGGUGCCCACCCUGUGUAACGCCCUCCCAUCAGAUGUCAAGGAAAUAAACAUCUAACUGACUUUUAGAAAACACCUGAAGGCAGCCCUGUAUAGGGAAGUUUUUAAUAUUUGUAUUUUAAUUUGUUGGAAGCUGCCCGGUCCGAUGGGUGGUGUAUAAAUAAUACAAUUAUUAUUAAUAAUAAUUAAAAUUCUUUCCCAACCUGUCUACAAAUCUAUACUUCUUCCCUGCCCUCUUUGACUCUAUUUCUUUUCAAACAUUUCUGAAUUCUUUCAGAAUGUGUGUCAUGGAAGCAAACUAAUUUACUUAAUUUGAUGCAUUCCGAUCACAGAUCUUUAAAUUUCUUGGCCCAGAGUAUUAUACAAUAUAUGCAAUUCUGAGGGCAGGAAUGGGCUUCUGAAUCAGACAGUUCUGUCCUAUCUGGUUGAGUUGUACUUAUGCAACCCAAAAGGACUGAAAAUUGCUUAAAAUGGAAGGCUAUUUUUGACACUCAGGAGAAUGAACAUGAAAUGAUGCAAGCAGUUCCAGCUCUGCCCCAGCCAAACUGGAUUUUUGUGAAAGCCCAGAAUGAGUUGUAACUAUGUUAUAAAUUCCUAUCAGCAGAUGUAGUGACACUAUAUCCAAUACGUAAGAAACUGACUCAACUCUGAAUUUGCCAAGAUCUUUCCAUUAGCCUGUCAAAUUUCACCAUUUCACUGCAUCUUUAUGAAACGACGUCUUAAGUCAUUCUUCCCUAACCUAAUGUCCUCAAUAUGUCAGGGGUGGUGGGAAUCCUAGCCCAAAACAUCUGCAGGGCAAGAAGCUGGAGCCGGCUUUGGUGAAACAAAACAUGCUCAACCCAACUGAUAUAAAGGAGAAGAAUGCAAAACGGUCUGGAUGCCGGCCAAGAAAUUGUUAUGGAUACCCCUAAAUUCCUGGGUGCCAAAUCCCCCCUCCUAAAUUUACUAGGUGUGGUUUUUUCCUGACCAAGGAAUCUUCCAGCAGAUAAGCCAUUAAGAAACAAAGGCUGGAGCUUAGCAAAGCAGGGGCUGUGCCAGCCACAAAUGGGGAAUAGUUAGCAAAGACAAUACGAGAGCUGGGAGGGGAAUGUUUCAGAAUCACUGUGGGCCUGAAGUAAGCAAAUGGCUGGUGUCUCGGUUUUGCAAGAGCAUAAUAUGAGCAGGGAGGGAAAAUCCUCUCCAGUCUGGAAGCGGCAAGCAGGAGGGAGAGAUGCAGAGGCAUGGCUGACGUCUCAUUAAAAUCUGAGACGAUCGCACCUAUGGGAGAUGCAUGAUACCCUCUUGGGGUGUAAUGCUGGGAUUCCCUUCCAACUAGAAUCAGGUUGCAUAUAAGUGUAAAUAAACCUUCCAUCAUGAAGACACCACAGCCUCCUCUGCACCUCAUUCCCAAGAGGAAACACAGAGCCCGGGUUAAAGUGUGCCUGUAACCCCUGGAAUCUCACACCGCUCAUGGAGACUGGGGUGGCGUGUAACAAUAUGUUGCAUUUCCUUCAGAAACUGGCAUUUCCGGCAUCAACAAAUCCAUUGCCAAUAUAAUGAAACUGAUUUGAAUAUGGUGCAUGCUCCGUGCUUCAGUCAGGGCUAUGCUUGGUUCUUGUUUCCGGAAAAGCCUGCAGACUGUGAGAAGGUGGCUUCACAUCCGUGCAGAAAACACACAUCAUCUCCAUAAUCCAGAUCUUUCCGUCUGCAAAGCACCUUCAUUAGCUCAGCCGCCACAGCUAUUGCGCUCACCUAUCGCUGCAGCUGCUGUCAGACUCUCAAGCAAAUGAGAAGCCGAUAGACACAGACAAUGCUAAUUGCUCCCUAAAACUAAGCAGAACUUUUAAUGCCACUGUGACUCCAUCUGUCCUUAUUCCACUACCAGCCCUCUCUUUGCACUCCCUGUCAUCUGUGGAGCAUCUCACUCACCCUUGUUUGCCUUAAUGAAACUGACGCAACAUUGUAUGCCAAUAAAGCCUUAUUGCUUGUGCAUUAGGACCUAUUAUUAUCAUUUUUUAUUAUUAGUAAUUGUAUUUAUUUAUACCCCACGUUUUCCCCUGACAGAGACUCAAGGUAAGAACAACAAGGGGGGGAUUAAAAAAAUUAAACAUUGAUAGGAUUAAAUCUCUCUCUCUCUCCCUCUCUGUCUCUCUCUUCUCUCUUCUCUCUCUCUCUCUCUGGACUAUUAAAACCAUAUCAAUAACUGCAAUGAAAACAACAUAGCACCAGCCCUUUCAUUAAAAGCAGUCAGCUCCCGAAAGCUUGUUGGAACAGGAAGGUCUUCCUUUGCCAGCAGGACAACAAGGAGAGAGCUAGUCUUGCUUCUCUAGGGAGGGAGUUUUAGAGUCUGGGAGCAGCUAUCAAGAAGACCCUUUCCUGCAUCCUCACCAAGCAUACCUGUGAGGGUGGCGGGAUCGAGAGAAGGGCCUCUUUUGAAAAUGUCAAAACCCAGGCAGGUUCGUAUGAGAGGAUUUUUGGGGGGGUUACCUUUGCUGUGUUAAAUGUGCAUUCUGUAGCUGACUUCCUCUGUAAUGCUUUAUUUUUCAAUCUUUAAAAUAAUAUUUUUGUUUCCUGUUAAUUAUGUUGUUUUGAAUGUAUACUUCAUAUUUUAUUCUGGAUUGUUUUAUUUGAUGUUUUAAUGUAGGCUGGAAACCACUUUGAGAUAUUAGAACUACUACUAAUAAUAAUCAUAAUGUCUUUCAAAUAGCUUUAACCUAAACCAUUUAGAGCUUUAUAUGUCAUAACCAGCACUUGGGGCAAGGGGAGGAGAGAGUGGUGUAACUGUUAGCAAAACAGGCAUCCAUUCUCUGACACAUAAUUCUGAACAUCCAGCCCCGUCACUACAAAAACAUGAAUUCUCCAACAGUCUUUGAUGGUACAUUUGUCUUUUUUGGGAAAUAAUGAGCCAUGUUCCAAGCUAGGGACACACUGGGGCCUUGGGGUAUAUGUGUAUCAAGCAAGACAGAUGUUUCACAAGGCAGGGUUUCUUUUACUAAUUACUCAGUUUAGGUCUAGUUCUCAUGGACAAUUAGGCAAAUUCAUUUCAGGGGCAGGUUCAUGCCUAACACCACAGUCACUAACAGCAAACUUGGGUAGUGGGGAGCACCAACAGAAAUGGAGCCCAAACAGGGCUGCUAUUAAAUAAGGAGGAGGCAAAGGCAUGUGUUUGGGGUUUCUGUAAGGGGAGGGCCCUGAAAUUUGCAGAAGUACUAAACAAACAUCUCUAAAAUGUAAGGGAGCCAAAAAGUCCUCCAAAACAGCCCAGAAGGGUUUGGAAACGAAAAACAGAAAACCAGGGAGGGGAGCUGCUUCCAGCUUAUAAUAUCCUAAUGAAGGACAUGGAUGCUGUUUAACUGGAACCCUGAACAGAAGCAGUUGUGCUGUGAAGUGAGGAGGAUACCCUGCAACAUCUUGCUGCCCAUUAUUCAUUUUAUUAUUAUUACUUAUUGAAUUUGUUAGUCGCUUUCUCUUGCCCAGGGCAACCCAAAGCAACUUGCAGCCAAACAGACACAACCCCCCCCCCCACAAAGAUACAGUGGUGCCUCGCAAGACGAAAUUAAUCCGUUCCGCGAGAGUCUUCGUCUAGCGGUUUUUUCGUCUUGCGAAGCAACCCUAUUAGCGGCUUAACGGAUUAGCGCUAUUAGCGGUUUAGCGGCUAUUAAAGGCUUAAAGGCUUAGCGGAUUAGCUGCUAAAAGGCUAUUAAAGGCUAUUAAAGGUUUAGCGGAUUAGAUAAAGGGGGGGAAAAGCAAAAAAAAAAUCUCAAGACUCGCAAGACAUUUUCGUCUUGCGAAGCAAGCCCAUAGGGAAAUUCGUCCUGUGAAGCAACUCAAAAACGGAAAACCCUUUCGUCUAGCGGGUUUUCCGUCUUGCGAGGCAUUCGUCUUGCGGGGCACCACUGUACAUUAAAACUAAGAGAGAGAGAAAGAAACACAUUAAAAACAUCCCACCCUGUUCUAAAAGGCCACAGAUAGUUAAAGGCCAAAGGUCUGCUUAUAGGGGAAAGUUUAUAUAUGAUGGUGCCAGGCGAACGUCCCUGGGGAGAGCAUUCCACAAAUGGGGAGCCACCGCAGAAAAGGCCUGUUCUCAUGUUGCCACCCUCCAGACGUCUUAUGUAGGCAGCACACGAAGAAGGGCCUCAGAUGAUGACACAGGGUCCAGGUUGAUUCAUAUCACACUUGCAGCAUAGACUCUCACGCACAGAUACAGUACAUGCUGGGUGCAUAUGAAGCAAUUUAAUGUCACACUGUUACAAAUGGUCCAUCACCAUUUUGGCCAGCCAUCAAAGCACACCCUUGUCAUGGUUGGACCAUUAUUUUGGUGAAGUUUGGACUGGUGGUGUCAAUUCCUUCCUGCAAGAGUGGUGGGCCUGUUCAGGUGGCCCAUCCUUGGAAAGUGAGGGAGGCUGAUAGGUUCCUGGAACUAACUUAACGUUAGUUCUGCCUAAUGAUAAUCAGUCCUCCUGUGUGGCAGCACUGAACACCCUGCUCAUAUUAGGAAGGCAACUUCAGUGUAUUGUUCUCAGAUGCUGCUUAAAACCCGUUUUUGUUUUGGCAGGUCUACCCUGUAUGUAUGUAAAUGUUCUUUAACAUGUAUCUCUACAGAAGCCUGCAUGUCCACACAGUUCUGGCAAGCCAUAGUUUGGCUUACUGCGAUGUACAGUGGUGCCUCGCAAGACGAAAUUAAUUCGUUUCACGAGUUUUUUCAUCUUGCAGUUCUUUUCGUCUUGCGAAGCACGGUGUCGGAAAAGCUUUGGAAAAGCUUCAAAAAUCACCAAAGUCCUCAAAAAAGGCUACCACACCGCGUGUUAUGAGUUGCUCCUCGAAGUCAAGUCGCAACUGUAUUAACGGUUUUAAGAAAAAGGAAACAAACUUGCAAGACGUUUCCGUCUUGCGAAGCAACUCAAAAAACCAAAAACCCUUUCGUUUUGCGAGUUUUCCGUCUUGCGAGGCAUUCGUCUUGCGAGGUACCACUGUACAAAUGAGGCAUAGCAGGACGUCAAGUAGAGACGGGUGAAUCCAUCUAUAUGUCCAGCCAGUGGUGCUUUCACAUGUGUCUGCUCAUAAAUAUGUUCCAUCUUGUUUCUGAAUACAUCUGCAAAUCUUUUUUUUAAAAAACGAACAGCUGUGGCAGUAGCCUAUCGAAAGGUGAACUGAGGCAAUCCACCACUUGUCAAAAUUGUUCCUUCUUUCUUUCACGUGGUUUCAGAAGCAUCCUUGCAGUAACUUGGAUCAGAAGGACUAGGAAUUUCCUUGGCUCCCAGAAUCACACAACAGCCUCCUGAGCCAAAGACUCAGAUGUUCCUAUUCCUUGCUUCUCCACCCCAUCCCCCCACCCCCACCCUGGCUAUCAGUCUAUACAAGAGAGAGAGAAGGAAAGACAUACCUAGGAGAUCCUCCCAAUGGUUUGUAGCCAAGGCCUUGUGAGAGCAUUUUAGAUAAGAUUCCACUUUAUCUCUACUAUAAUAUUACCAAUAAAUUUGCCUCAGAAAAAGGAAAUGGGAGAAUUUGUGCUACUACUUUGGUUUGGCUUUUAAAAAACCUCAAAAAUAACACCUUCUCACUCAAUUCAUUCUGUGCACGGCAUCAGGCACAAGACAAGGAUGACAAUAAAUGGGACCGUCUGGAAUUUGAACAGUGUAUAGAUCAAAUGCCUUACAUUUGCUCAGCUCCUUCUCAUUUAGCCAAGAAUGGAUGUGUCUCUUGAUUGUCUGCACCAGAAAUAAUUGUGUCUCAUAUAUCCCCAGUCAGACGCCUUUAAGUGACCAGUGAGACAAGACCAUGGGGAAAUGGCC
Molecule: messenger RNA, 31946 nt
Organism: Podarcis lilfordi (Lilford's wall lizard)
Lineage: Eukaryota; Metazoa; Chordata; Lepidosauria; Squamata; Lacertidae
Source: the annotation of a GenBank genome assembly